AUGACUACCUCAAAUAAAUUCGAGCAACACGAAACUGAGGCCCAAUUGCUCCGCUACGGGGGAGCCGAAACCGAUGAUUACUCAAGCGAUUCAAAUAACUCAGAUACAUAUAGUGAUAAUUCAUCUGAUUGCGAGUCCAAUGAAUACAAUGACUAUGGUUCUGACUAUGAAUCCGAUUACGAAUCAGAUAUUGGAACUUCACCACUCUCAAAGGUAGAAAAACAAAAGGUUAACGUGACAUAUUAUAAAAGACGGAAAAAGUUUAAUAAUAAAUUUACUGCAAAAGAUUUAUUAAAUAAAAUUCGCGAAAUUGCUUCAUUUCCCGCUAAAGACAUGAUGAACAAUAAAGGCUCGUUGGAAGAUAUACAUUUGUGA
Entrophospora candida is the source of this 375-nucleotide messenger RNA. Lineage: Eukaryota; Fungi; Glomeromycota; Glomeromycetes; Entrophosporales; Entrophosporaceae. The record is from the annotation of a GenBank genome assembly.